AUGGCGAAAGGAGUCAAGUCAGCGGUACCAGCGACGCCGUCGAUCGACGAGCGCUCGGUGAGCUACGACACGGCGAUUGAUUCCUCGGACGCCAAGGAAGAUGAGGAAGACGAUGACUGGGAUGUCAGGACUGUGACGUCCGAGACUUCGGAAGCUGCGGUUGUGUCGGCGGGCCGCAGUGGAGGAUCGAGGUCGAUCACCCGCGACCUCUCCGAAACGUUCAACGACAUGCCGGGCCCCGAGCCCGCCUAUGACGCGGAUGACGGUGCGACCGAGGGUUUCAGAGCCUCGGUGACGAUAGGAGGGGCAACCUCCAAGACUGUUGGCACUCGUCCUCCCCUCAACGGCGAUACCCCGGCGGCCAACAAGGAUCUAGGCCGAUGCCUGGAGCUGAUGAAGACCAAGAGCGAGUGGAUGCAGUUGUUCUCACCGAAGCAGGUCCGCCAGGCCAUCUGGAUGGACCUCGGAGGGGCUUUGGCAACACCGAUCAACUCAACGAGCACUCGGCAGGUCGCUCAGAACACUGUGGGCCUCCUGCGGGCGAUGGGGUGCGAACCUCAGAUCCUCCCGACCGAAGCUGCUCUUGCGAGCUGGACGCCAACCACCGCCGCCAAGGCUCUUACCAAGUGGAGGAAGAAGUUACGUGAGGCCUUUGGGGUGGCAGACCGAGGCUCAACGAAGCUUCGUUCGGCCCCGGGAGCGGUUGACCCCUCCAAGGUCCCGCUACCAGCGACCCCUCGGAAGGCAGCCACGGAUGACGGAGUCUUCGCAGUCAAGGGCGAGGCUUCGCCGUACAUGCAAGACUCGCACAUGGUAACUCCACGAUCUACGGAACAUGAUUCGUCGGACAGCGACGACGACCUCGGGCCCGACUACUACGAAGGGGACCUACCGAGCGAAUGGGCACGUCAGGUGCGCGAGCUAAGCGCGACCUACAACCAGAGAUCAACCCCAAAGCUCGAAAUCGCCACGCAUUUGCCUCUCGCCAACAUCAAGCCGUUCUACGGAACGCGCGACAAGAGCGAGCACUCCAUGCAGUGGCUCCGAACGUUCAUCUAUGAGAUGAAGGGAACGCAUGCACCACCCAACGAGUGGUGUAUGCCGUUCGAACUUAAGCUCAGGGAUGGAGCCCUGCACUGGUGUCGCCAGCUCCCACGCAAGACAAGACGCACGUGGAAGUUGCUGAGCGAGGCGUUCAUCAAGUACUAUUGCUCGAAGUUUUCCCAGUCUGCGAAGGCUCGGUACUACUCGGCCAAGCGGGAAGACAAGGAACACGUUUGUGACUACCUCAACCGGCUUAACGGCUACGCUCGCAACGCCGGUGUGCAAUUUGAAAACGGUGGUCGUGACGCGAAGGACCACGUGGACCACUUCUUGGUCACGUGUGACGACCGAAACUUAGAAGACCGUCUGUGCCACGUCCAGGUCAAGAGCAUCCAUGACCUCGAAGACAUGAUCAACGACAUCCUGCGUCACCGUGACCGCAAAUCUAACCGAGAAUCGUCAUUCCGCCGCUCUCGGAGUCAAGAUGAUGGACGUCGACGCGAUGCGAGGUCGAACGAGGAUUCUCGUGGUGGCUACCGCCGCGAACGACGCUACCACGACGAAGGCCGUCGCGAACGACGUCGCCGUGACCGACGCGAUGGAUCGCCGUACCAGUUCCGAGUCACUUUGGUUGACGCGCUGGCCGAUGUGAUGGCGGAAUGGAACGUCGGAGGCUCGGAUUACUUCGAGGAUGAGCACCAAUACUCGGACGACCAACGCUCGGACGAGGAUUCAGACGCUAAUUACGACUCGGAUGGGUCUACCGGACAUGUCGCUGCUGCUAACGAUGCUGAGCGCAGGGCCGCAGCCGAAGGAACGUUCGCUCGGUCUGAUAACCGACGCUUCAGGAACGGAGGAGGCCCGUCCAACCGUGAACGAGAUGGUCGACGCCAGUAUGGGCCGUGUGCCGCGUGCGGAAGCCCGUCCCACUCGGUGCACUUCUGCUACCGGCUAUGCAAACUGUGCAAACAGGUGCACGACGCUGGGACGUGUGAAGCGCUCCACGAGCUCACCAAGCUCCUGAAGUCCAAGGUCGACAAGAAGGAUCUGUCGCCAGAGCUGCAAAGCCUGUUAGCUGAGCCUGCUGUUGAUGCGGACUAUCUGUUCGCGUUCGCAGGCGAAAGCAAACGGCCGGACGACCUGAAGAACAAUGAACGUGUGAAACCGACGGAAAAUGGAGAGAACCGGGACGCAAGUCUCGUUGCGAUUGGUAUUGAUGAAGAUGAUGAUGAUGAACGUGAUGGACACCCGACCGAGGCUUUGAUCACAAGUCUAGCCCAGAUAAGGGGGCCACCUCGGAACCUCGUUCGGGCGGUGAAAUUACUGCCCGCGAAUGUUAGCGUGAUUUCUGCCAGCUUCGCCAAGCGGCUACGUGUGCGAGAAGUCCGGGACCACGGACGAAGUCUCGAAGUCCGCGGCAUCAACCCAGGGGUGAUCGAGACCCGGCGACGGGCGCUCGUCAAGAUCACCCUCGGGUGGGAGCAGGUCUACGAAUUUGAAAUGUUGAUAAUGGAUCACAGUGCCGGGGUGGAUGUGGUCCUUGGGAUGGACUUCAUGAUCCCGGCUGGAAUCCGGCUGGAUCUAUUUCAUGGCACCGCACGCCUUCCGGACGAGGUCAUGGUACCACUACUAAAGUCGCAGAGUGCUGAAGAUGACGAACCUUACGGCACGCAGCCUUCGUGUGGGCCGAUCGAGGAUUUAUACGUACCCGGUCGCGAGUGGCGAGAGUUUCGACUGCCGCGCCAGCGUCUACCUCGUUCGGAGUACGAUGUGUGGGUACGACGCACGGGCAAGCUCGUGCCGACCGUGACGAGGUUUCGACGGGGGCAGCCGACGUGGAUACGGCUCACCAAUAUUACGACCACAGCGGCACAGUGCGCCAAGCAUGACUCCGUGGUGCUGUGGGUACCGCAUGGUGAACUACCGCGAGAGACCGGCUACGCGAGGUUGGACUCUAACAAGUACAAAGAGUGGCAGGUGUUGGCCUAUUUAACGAGUCGUGAUGAGACUCUGCAAGGACGAGAAUGUCGUCUCUACGAGCAAUGGUUGGCUGAACAGCCGCCUGCGGUCGAGCGCCGAACUUACCCGACGCCGCGAAAGAUCCUGCCGAGGCCACCGGAUGCACCGCCAUGGCCAGAAGGCCGUCAACAAGCUCCGUUGGAUGAUGAGUACUCGUCACCCGAUGUACAUGGCUACGACGACGACCCCAGGGUCAGUGAAGGCUCGGUCGAUGUCGCUCGAGCUGAUACAACCGAUGUGGAUCGUGCUGGUGGGUCGAACGAUGGUUCGGACGACGAGGCCAGCGCGUCGUAUGACUCGGACGUACCCGGAGACUCGCCGCCUAGCCGAGUGGGUUGCCUGCCCGUGAAUCCGAACAGUGGUGCUGAAUCCACCGGCCAGGGAGCGACAUACGCCUCGGUUGAGGCAUCGGAAGCCAGUGAUGAGCUGAGUGAUGGUGACAGCGUGACGAACGACGGUUCGGAGGAUGACCGCGACGUGGUAGCAGUGGCCGAGACAACUACAUGGGACGUCCUGCCAACAGGGACCGCUGUGUCCAGCCUGGAGCAAGGAGAAACGCUGGCUGCGGGCCUAACGACGUUCCUACUGAAGCCGGAGCGUCCACCGCUGACGCCGACUCUGAAUUCCAUGAUUCGGAUGUAA
Phytophthora sojae is the source of this 3705-nucleotide messenger RNA. RefSeq lists its product as hypothetical. The coding region runs from base 1 to 3705 and encodes 1234 amino acids. Lineage: Eukaryota; Oomycota; Peronosporomycetes; Peronosporales; Peronosporaceae. The record is from RefSeq and is a predicted model, not a curated record. The transcript is spliced from 7 exons.